Molecule: messenger RNA, 2158 nt
Organism: Monopterus albus (swamp eel)
Lineage: Eukaryota; Metazoa; Chordata; Actinopteri; Synbranchiformes; Synbranchidae
Product: interleukin-17 receptor D
Exons: 11
Coding region: 351-1664 (437 amino acids)
Molecular function (GO): interleukin-17 receptor activity
Source: RefSeq, a predicted model, not a curated record
ACUGCAGAAUAACCAGGGCUGAUGUCAAGACAGCUCUGGGCUUUAACUCAAUUGAUGCGUUUGGAAGCUGUAUUCCAUGGCCAUGUUUUGAGUUGUUAGGAAAAGAAGAUCCUAGAAUCUGUCAGCACUACGUCCAUGCACCAAAUGAUGUGAAGGUUCAGUUUGUACAGGAGCCAAACCCCAAAUCCGACACCAUUGUUGUCUCCUGGAGGCCCAGUUAUUAUGGAAUCGCCUUCCUGAGAGGCUUUCAGGUGUCCCUUCAGGCUCUGGGGGGCUCCUCUGUUGCCUGUCAGCUCUUUCUCUUCCAUCGUAACGUCUCCCUCCCAGCCUCAUAUGCUGAAAGGGUGUACAUGUCGGACCCUUUCCCCGGCCUCUCCCUUGAUUCCCAGUAUGCAGUUACUGUCAUGGCUCUGCCGGUGCCUGAGGAGUGGAAGAAGUUCUACCAGAGCAAAAUCUUCUCCACACGUUCAUGUGCUGAAAAGAACGGUCUUGAGCAGUGCAGAAAAGACUGGUACCCGAAAUAUGUUUCAGUCAUGCAGGAAGUGGGCGCCAUCACUGUGACCUUUAACCUGGCUCCUCCAAACCUGGACAUUAGGAGCUACUUCUCACUCUGUUACGCAAACGGAAAGAAGAAGUACAUAGACAUAACACCUAAUUUCUCCAAAAACAAAACUCACCACAGUUAUCAGCUGAAUGACCUUCAAGAAGGAACUAAUUACACUUGCCAGAUUGCAGCUAACGAAGUAGAUGCAGUGAGAAGAACAUUCAAUGUUCAGGUCAUGCACAUUCAGAAAGGUAUCUUGCCGCUCUCUGUCAUUCCCUCCAUGACUCUGAUGCUUCCUCUGUGCCUAGCUGUGGUAACCUUACUUGUGGUCUUCCUGGUUGUUGUCACCAGGAGGAGGCCCAAGCUACAGAUGAAGGAACCUGACAUAAAACCAGAUAUUUCCAGUUAUCAUCAAGUGGACAAGCCUCAGGAGGAAGUGGUAUCAUUGCUCAGAAACAGGCGGACCCCUCCUCGACUUUUGAUUUGCUACAGCAGUUAUGAUGGCCCCGCUCAUGUCAAAGCUGUCAUGCAGUUAGGAGCUUUCAUACAGCGGCACAUGGCCACUCAGGUGUGCCUGGACCUGUGGGAUUCUCUGAGCGUGGCUGAGGAGGGAAGUAUGGCCUGGCACUACCGGCAGAUGCGAGAGAGCGACUUCGUUUUGGUGAUCUGCUCUAGGGGACUCAGUCAUGGACCUGAGCCUUCAAAGCCAGAGGGUGAUGACACAAAUGAGGAGGCAGACGCACUCCUGGACUUUGGGUUCAAUGCCUUCAGUGCUAAUGCAGCCAUCCAACUUAUUGGUGAGGAGGUGGGCCGAGCCAAAGCCAGGGGUCAGGACCUGUCCAAAUACAUGGCAGCUAUUUUUGAGUACUCUGAGGAAACGGACAUCCCCACAGUGCUGAGGCUGGUAUCUCACUACAUGCUGACAAGUGACCUACCGCUGCUCUUCUCCCACCUCCAUGGAGUGGCUCUGCACAGGCCAGGGGGUUACCUGAAAAUAAACCACAUUUCAGAGGAAGGUUUUACCAAAGUACCAGCUGGAGCAGCUCUGCAGUGUGCUAUCUAUGAAGCUGGGUUGUCAAUGAGGGCAAAAAGGCGCCACUCUGUGGAGGGAGGGGACUAAGCACUAAAAAAGCUUCCUAAUAUUGGAAAGACAUUGGCCUGAAUACAGACAUUCAUGAUGAUUCAUGAUGAUGACAAAUGUGCUGGCUCUAUAUGUGGCCACACAGGAGAGUGUUUGGCAGCCCUGAGUGCACAUCUGGAGGGUGACUAGUAUGUCUACAAUUCCUACAGCUACAGUACAUCAUCUAAUCACUUCUGCCUAAACUGAGCUGUAGUUGCAGAAACCAUGCACUUCAACUUCUAAAAUGUGUUAAUAUGCUACAUACAGUGUGUUCAGGAAGGAUUUGUACAAAGAGCAUCCAGUAAAAUGUGCAACGUUUACUAAGGUCUUAUUUGGAAUACAUUCUUUGUUCAUUUUUUUGCUAUGUAAUUGACAUUUGAAAUAAGGACACAACACAAACUAUUAAUCUCAUACAUAAGUUAUUAAAGUUAUGAUGUUAUGUUUACCUUAAAGCAUUUAUUGAACAUUGUAUGUAUGCAUGCUGACAGUCAAAC